Molecule: messenger RNA, 2882 nt
Organism: Solea solea (common sole)
Lineage: Eukaryota; Metazoa; Chordata; Actinopteri; Pleuronectiformes; Soleidae
Gene: dipk1aa
Product: divergent protein kinase domain 1Aa
Exons: 6
Coding region: 102-1388 (428 amino acids)
Source: RefSeq, a predicted model, not a curated record
GCGAGUGGAUUUGACUUCAUGUGGAAGACGCUUUCUCCUCGCAUGCAUUUUGAAUGAUCUUCCACAGCCCGGUCCACGCACUGAGAUGAUCUAUUUUUGUGAUGGCGAAGGGUCUGUUUCCACGGGCCUGGGUGAAAAAGUCCUUCUAUUUCCAGGCUCGGAUCUCGUUUGUCCGUGUGAAGUACCUGUUCCUUACGUGGCUGACUGUGCUGGUGGGGAGCUGGGUGCUUUAUGUGCAGUACUCUGCCUACACAGAGCUGUGCAGAGGAUAUGAGUGCAAGAACGCCAUUUGUGAUAAAUACAGGAGGGGAAUCAUCGAUGGCUCUGCCUGCAGCAGUCUGUGUGACAAAGGCACUCUCUACAUGAGCAGGUGUCUGUCACUGCUACCAAACAACCAGGUUUACACAGGCAGCUGGGGAGACCAUGAUGGGAUCAUCCACUGUAACCUGGGGGAGGUUGUUCAUUAUGAGCUGGGUGAAGAGCCAGAGCCUCGGAGGGAGACCUCUGUGUUUGACAAGCCCACAAGAGGCACAUCAGUAGAAAAGUUUAGAGAGAUGGUCUUCAACCACCUCAAGUCUAAACUUGGGGAGCAGGCUAAUCUGGCCAACCUCGUCAGCCAGAUCCUGUCUGUCGCUGACGGCAACAGAGAUGGACGGGUGUCACUGCCGGAAGCUCGCUCCAUGUGGGCCCUCUUGCAGAUGGAUGAGGUGCUGCUGGGCCUGCUGCUCCAGGACCGUGGACACACUCCUCGGCUCCUCGGCUACUGCGGGGACCUGUACAUGACAGAGCGAGUCCACUAUGGGCCCCUGUAUGGUUUGUCUCUACCAUGGCCACUGGUGUCCUGGGUGCCAAGCAGUUUGCAACGCACCAUGGACCAGUGGUUCACCCCCUCUUGGCCUCGCAAAGCAAAGAUCUCCAUGGGUUUGCUGGAGCUGGUGGAGGACAUCUUCCACGGCACCUACGGCAGCUUCCUCAUCUGUGACCUCACCGCGGCACACUUUGGUUACACUGACCGCCACGAGCUCCGUCUUACCAACACCCGAGCAGUCGUGUCUGAAGACGAGUUCAAACGCACCAUGCGUGUGCUGAAGUGCGAGACGGACGCUGACUGCGUGUAUGGGGUGGACUGCAGAACAUCAUGUGACGUGACGGAGAAAAGGUGCAGGGAGGAGCCCGUGCAGCCAAACUUGGCAAAAGCAUGCAGUGCACUGAAGGACUACAUCCUGCGUGGGGCGCCAUCAUCAAUGAGAGAGGAACUGGAGAGGCAGCUGUAUGCCUGUAUGGCUCUCAAAGGUAAUGCGGGACAGAUGAACAUGGAGCACUCACUCAUCCUCAAUAAUCUGAAAGCUCUGCUGUGGAAACAGAUCUCGCACACCAAGGACUCGUGACAAGAAGAAAUGAGUCCAGUCGGUUUCUCAUAUGGAGCCGAGUAUUACACAUGCUGUGAUGUAAAAGUAGCAAAUUUAUGACGUCAUUUUUAUUAACUCUUUACACCUAAGGAUGAACUGACUGAUGGAGACUCUACCUCCUUGAUCUUCCGGGCAAUUAGUGCCUGGAAAACAUGAAGUAUGUCUAAGUAAAAUAAACGUAAUGAUAGCAUGUCGCCAGUCACCUAAAAAAAGGGGCACUGCUGGAAAAAAAACAGAAUGCUGUUGUUUCAUCACAAGAGCUGAGGGAUUUAAUUGCUGUUUUUGCCACAUUAUCUAAAAUUUAUUCCAUCAAAAUCAUUGUACAAAAGCUACAAUGUGAAGUGUACUGAAAUUGCACUACAUUAAGUUAUGUUCCUUAACUGUGUUGUGUUGACAUUUCUAUUAUUAGUAAUAGUAUGUUGUUUUUUUAACAAAUCCAUGAGACCAAACUCGCAGUACAUUGUAUUUUUUCCAAUACUUGACUUUACUACACUCUGUUAACACUGACACUUAAGCACACCAGUUCUCCUUCAAUGCAUUAAUGGGAAAAUUUAAAACCAUCACCUCCCUACUUGACAAUUUAGUACAGAAUGUUUUUUUUGGAAGGGCCCGCGGUUGGUGUAGUGGUUAGCACAUUUGCCUUUGCAGUAAGAAGACCUGGGUUUGAGCCCCAGUUAAAACAAGGGCCUUUCUGCAUGGAGUUUGCAUGUUCUCCCUGUGUGUGCGUGGGUUUUCUCCGGGUUCUCCGGCUUCCUCCCACAGUCCAAAAACAUACAAUAUGGGGAUUAGGUAAAUUGGACCCUCUAAAUUGACCAUAGGUAAGAGUGAAUGGUUGUUUGUCUCCAUGUGUGUGGCCCUGCGAUGGACUGGCGAACUGUCCAGGGUGUGCCCCACCUAUCCCUCACCCUAUGUCAAAUAAGAUUGGCACAGCGACCCUCUAAAGAACCCGCUGUUCAUUAGCUUCAAAAAAGGACAAUGUGCUGGUGUUUGUCAGUGCUACACAAGGUUCCUCACUUAUAACCCAAGUGAAUCAUUUAUGCUGCAUCAAUAACACAAAUCAAGUAUUAAUGUAUUUAGUUUAUGAAUGUUAUCUAUGUAUUUUUUCACAGAAUAGAGCAUUUUGUGGUCAUGUAAUGUAGAUGUCAAUCUGUCACAGUGCCAGAGACCAUUUAAUGAAUGUUUUCCACAAAUUAAGGUGGAGAUCUUAAUCACCUCCCAUGGACACAUUUGAAUGCUGUAAAAAAAGAUUUUUCCCCAUGGUCCCAUACACAUACUGCAGCCACAGCCAUGUUGACAGAUGAACUCAUUGUACCACUUUCAAUGCUUUUCAAAACAGAUGUGACCUGUAGAGCAUGUCCAGCUUGUGGUCAGUGCAGUUUUGUUCUUAUGAAAAUGUAAAAAUGUUUACCAACCUUUAGAAACCAGCAUGACUUUGCACAAUAAAGCAACACACCACUUCACUGUUAUGUCAAA